Macrosteles quadrilineatus (aster leafhopper) is the source of this 2969-nucleotide messenger RNA. Its product is annotated as probable chitinase 10. The record is from RefSeq and is a predicted model, not a curated record. NCBI's taxonomy places the organism in Eukaryota, Metazoa, Arthropoda, Insecta, Hemiptera, Cicadellidae. The transcript is spliced from 17 exons. Gene Ontology annotation, biological process: carbohydrate metabolic process; chitin catabolic process. Gene Ontology annotation, cellular component: extracellular region. Gene Ontology annotation, molecular function: chitin binding; chitinase activity. The coding region runs from base 317 to 2887 and encodes 856 amino acids.
UGGAAUUUUAUGCAAAUUAUCACUAUCAUUUUAGAAUCUCUUGCAGAAGACAAAAGUCCAAUCUUGUAUUUGAUUAUUUGUAAAACAUAUUAUAGUUCUUUCAGUCUUUGUCUAUAUUCUUGAAUCAAGUUAUUAAGUUACAGCUUAAAGAUGAUACAUAAAUUAAUUGGAUUUUACUAUCUAAAAAAAAUUAAUUAGUUUGGAGUUACUCUACCAGUGUCAGUGGUGUCCUCUAUAUUUUUACAGUGUGUUUUUCAAUCAUUAAAAAAACCUAACAGUACGGUGACAGUACUAAUCUCUCUUCUCACAAGUGGAGAUGCAGAUGAGGACAUCCAUCUUUCUACUGACACACUGCAUAUCUCUGGUGCUGAGUGAAUUUCAAGGUCUUGAUCAAAAAGCUGUGCAUACAUUUAUAUGCCCAGAAGAACAUCAGUCGCUUACGGAUAAUGUGCUGAAUUUUCACAAGAGGGAUCAGAGAGCAGCAAAGCCUGAUGACCUAAAGACAACAAUAACAGAAACAGCAAAGUCUUCGCUGCAAACUAAUACCACCUACAAGGUUGUCUGCUACUAUUUCAGCUCCGCUCAGUAUAGAGCGGGGAUUGGCCAGUUUACACCAAGUGACAUAGAUCCUCAACUAUGUACACAUGUUGUCUAUGGCCAUGCCUUCCUGGAUCCUGACCUUCUCAUUAUCAAACCUAGUGACAAGUGGACUGAUAUCGACAAUGGACUAUACACCAAAGUUACCGACCUCAAAAAAAGGGGAUUAAAGGUAUCUAUCGCCAUUGGAGGAUGGAUGGAUUCUGCUGGGGACAAGUACAGCAGACUGGUUCACUCUCCCACCAGCCGACGCAGAUUCAUUGAACAUCUCCUGCACUUCAUUUAUCAACACAACUUUGAUGGGCUGGAACUGGACUGGGAGUUUCCCAAGUGUUGGCAGUUGGAGUGUGAUAGUGGGCCAGACUCUGACCAGGAUACUUUUGCAACUCUAGUCAAAGAACUGCACAGGGCUUUUAAACCUCUCGGAUUACUGUUGUCAGCAACUGUACCCUCUGCCAAGAAUCCCAUUGAUGUUGGGUACAAUGUCCCCGUAAUGUCAGAAAACUUGGAUUGGGUGACAGUGAGGACAUUGGAUUACCAUGGCCCUUGGGAAAAGAAGACAGGACAUAGCUCUCCUCUGUAUGCUAAACCAGAUGAUGAUGGUUAUAAGUUCAGUGUGAACUUUACGAUUCGAUAUUUGAUAUCUCAAGGAGCAGAUAGCCGCAAACUUAUUUUGGCCAUUCCCAUGUAUGGCAAUACCUUCACCUUAAACUCUAGUGAUGACAACGGCCUGAACGCCCACAGCAAGGGCCCAGGAGAGAGAGGCGAGCACAGCAACAGCCCAGGGAUCCUCUCUUACUAUGAGAUUUGUGAUCGAAUACAAAAUAAGGGAUGGGUGGUGGUGAGAGACCUUGAAGACAUAGGGUCUUAUGCUCAAAAAGGAGAUCAGUGGGUGGCGUUUGAUGAGCCAGUGAUGGUCCAACGUAAGGCCAAGUACGUGACACACAACAACCUUGGGGGCGUCAUGAUCUUCUCCCUCGACUACGACGACUUCAGAAACCAUUGCAGAGGAGGAAAGUACCCCCUACUUCAAGCCAUCAACACAGUUCUGCGUCCGUCAUCGGAUCCUGAUCGUGAUGUCCCUUCUUCUACAGAACAUUCAGAGAAGGACCAAACCACCAAACAUGAGACGGUUGGUUCAACCCCACCAUCGCAGAGUAAGGUAGUCUGCUACUUCACCAACUGGUCGUGGUAUCGUGAGGGUCUGGGCAAGUAUACUCCACUCAACAUUGAUAGCAGCCUCUGCACUCACAUUGUAUAUGCCUUUGCAUCGUUGGACCCACAGUCCCUCACUGUACGCUCCAAAGAUCAAUGGGCAGAUGUGGAUAAUGACUUUUACCGACAAGUAACUAAGUUAAACAAGAGUGGUUUGAAAGUGCUCUUAGCAUUAGGGGGCUGGGAAGACUCUCAAGAUGACAAAUAUAGCCGACUGGUCAAUAGUCCAGCUGCAAGAAAACGUUUUGUUUCUCAUCUUUUGGAAUUUUUACAAAGAUAUAACUUUGAUGGAGUGAGCCUUCAUUGGGAGUAUCCUACUUGCUGGCAUUAUGACUGCACUACUGGACCAGCCACUGAUAAGGAGGGUUUUGCUGCUCUAGUAACACAGUUGAGCCAAGAGUUGAAGCCUCGGGGAAUGUUGAUAUCUUCGAUUGUAGCUACUAGCAAACUUGUUGUAGAAAAAGCGUACGAUCUAGAGAGUUUGGCUGAACACCUAGACUGGGUAGAGCUGAAGACCCUAGACUACCAUGGUUCUUGGGAAAAAAGAACAGGACAUGUUUCACCUCUAUACUAUGCUGCAGGCGAUAACUCUCCCAUUACGAACGUUAACUUUUCAGUGCAAUACUGGCUGACUACAGGGUUCCCAAAGGAGAAACUGAUACUAGGGCUGCCUACCUAUGGGAAUUCAUUUACACUUGAGAGUGCCUCGAAGGUGAAUUUGGGAGUGUCUACAACGGGGCCUGGCAAUGCUGGACCUAAUACAGGAUCACCAGGGACCCUUGCAUACUAUGAGAUAUGUGAAAUGGUGCGUACUGAGGGUUGGAAGGUAGAGAAGCCAUCUUAUGGUACUGUGGCUUACCACAACACCCAAUGGAUCAGUUAUGAUGACGUCUCUGACAUUGAUAGAAAGACACAGUUCAUCAAAAACCUAGGCCUUGGAGGAACUAUGGUCUGGACAUUAGAUUAUGACGACUUCAACAACAACUGUGGUUGUGGCAACUACCCUCUCCUCAGGGCUGUCAACAGAGGUCUCCGAGGCUUCAGCACAUUCAACAACUGUACUCUGCCAUCAUAACAGAGUAUUCAAGACCAAGUUAUUAGAACACUUAGCAAAAAAAUUUGUACAUUGUUAAAAAUAAACAAUAUCAGCAAACUGA